This is a messenger RNA of Nicotiana tabacum (common tobacco), 2275 nucleotides long. The record is from RefSeq and is a predicted model, not a curated record. NCBI's taxonomy places the organism in Eukaryota, Viridiplantae, Streptophyta, Magnoliopsida, Solanales, Solanaceae.
UUGACUAUUCAGUUGAUGCAGAUUUUUGGGCUCAAGACGCUAGUCCGGAGCUUUUUGCCCCAUCAAAGUGCAGCUGUCAGUCGUCCAAUUAACUUUUUACUGGAUAUUAUACUGGAAAUGCUUCAGAAGGGUGAUUUUUAUGGUGGUAGUAUCUCAAGCAGUGAUUCUGACAAGACUCAUAUUAGAUUAGCUGCUGCAAAGUCCGUUCUUCAGCUCUCAAGAAGGUGGGAUUCACUCAUUUCACCACAACUUUUCCGCUGCACGGUUUUGACGGCCAAGGAUAAUUCUCCUCUAGUACAGAGACUGUUUGUUAAGAAGGUGCAAAAGCUUUUGAGGGAGCAUAAGAUCCCUUGUAGAUAUGCAUGUGCAUUUCCAUUUGCUGCCACAGACUCUCCAGAAGAUCUACAACAAAUUUCUUUGAAGUACAUGGAAGAAUUUGUACAGGAAUAUGGAAAUACAGCAAGAAUAAAUCAAAUAUCUACAAUGCCUGGACAUGUGACUGGUCUUCCUGUUUACGUAGUGGUUUUCUUGAUCCACAUCCUAGCUCAUGAUCCAAAUUUUCCCACUGCUGAUCAUCAUGAUGCCAACUUCUGUGUUCAGUUUUUCAGUCCACUUGUUUUCAGCUUGCAGGCGUUGGUUGAUUUUAAUUGCUCUGAUGGCACUGUGGACCUCAUUAGUAAAGCUAUUUCAUACUUGAGAAGCAUCUUCCAUGCUAUAAAAAAAGCAGAGGAUGCUGUUGAUGCACAAAUUACACCUAAGCUUCAUGUUUUGUCAGAUAUUGGGAUUUCUUUGUUGGAUGCAAUAGGUAACACACGCGUCUCUCGUUCACAUAUCCCUGGACUUAUUUUGCUACCAUCUUCACUGUAUAAAGUGGGUCAAAAACAUAUUAGUCAGGGAAACAGUGAUCUUUUAAUUCGUUUUCACCAAGAUGAAAGUUUCAUUAGGAAAUUACUUGAUAGUUCGAAAAAUAAAGCUCAAACUGCUGGCUCCAUUAAUGCACCAAACCAAAAAUGUCAAGAUGGCAUGACUCGGUCAGGUAACAGUGGGGGCAGCAAAUUGGAAAUGCAAUUUUGCAAAAAGGGACCUCUUCCGUUGAGCAUCAUAAAAGAGAAAUAUUCAGAUAAGGAAGAGUUAAGUGAAACUUCAAACCAAGAGCUCGAUACUAGAGAAAGACAAAAAACAUCUGAACCAUGUUCAGCUUCUGCAUCAUUUGAAUUACAUAAGGAGUUUUCGAUUGACGAUGAACAUGAAGAUGAUGCACAUGGAGCCAUUGAAGCAGUGAUUAGAACUGAGCAUCUUCCAUAUCAUUCAAGAACUCGCAGUUCACGACCCUUGUCUGAUAAGAAGGAUGAACAUCCAUGUUCUCUAAAAGAAAAAGAGACAAUCUCAAGAUGUCAAACAAUUAUGCGUGAGCGUUACAAAUCCGUGAAAGGCAACAGCUCAGAUAUUCCCAUCUCAAAGGAAAGCAAAAAUAAAGGUGAAAAGUUAAUCAGGCAGCAAAUAGAACUGUGCUCUUCCGAGGAUAAAUGUUGUUCUGGAAGCACAGAGGCUUUCGAUUCUAGCGACAACACUCUCAAGAUCACCUAUGACAGCAGGGAAGCUGAGGUUGUCAGUUUGGAUAGUGAGAUUUUGGGGACUUUAAGUAGCCAUUCCUUGCUUGACCAGGAUUCCUGUGGUCUGCAAUCACGGUGCUGGAAAAGUGGUGACAUGAUUGGAUAUGUCUCUCAACAAGAAGCUGACUUGUCAAAGGAUGAAGCUACUUUUGGUAGUAAAAAGACUGCUUUAGCUGAAAUAAAGAAGCGGGGUAGUGUUCUUGUUGACUCAUCACUUUCUGAAGUCAUUAAUGUGAAUGAGGAUCCCAUUGCCCGAAGGACUCGAAGUCGGAGAGGUUGAAUAUGUUUUACAAAGAUAAGCUAAGGGCUAGCUUGUUAGUAAUUUUUGUUUUUGGACAUUGACCAUCUCAUAGCAGGCAUACUUGAUUUAUUACAUAAAGUUUCAUCAGUAAUCCUCUAGCAAAUAGCUGUCUUCGGGCAGGAGAUGAGGUUGGAUGUUGUGAAUAGUUAAAUGAGAUGAUGUGUUUAAAGUUAGUGUUUAGAUGGUGCAACUCCAACCCCCUGUAUGGUCGCUGUAAAUAUUGAAUAUGUUAAUCUGACAAGCUUGCUAGUGUCAAGCUGUUGAUGGGUCUUCUCAUACAAGUGAAGAAACUUUCUGAUCCAAACUAUAGAAGUAUAUUUGCCGAAAGUUAUCUUAAUGGAUGUCAUUAUGAUUUCGAGAA